Cladophialophora immunda is the source of this 1118-nucleotide messenger RNA. RefSeq lists its product as uncharacterized. The transcript has 2 exons. The record is from RefSeq and is a predicted model, not a curated record. Bases 184 to 1056 code for a protein of 290 amino acids. Lineage: Eukaryota; Fungi; Ascomycota; Eurotiomycetes; Chaetothyriales; Herpotrichiellaceae.
CAUUAAUAUUGCUCAACCAUGUCUCUUUUUGGUCGACGCUCACGGUAGUGCCAUCAUGCUUAUGUGAGCCUCCCUCUGCCUGCGCUUCAGCGUUCAUUCGGUUUGCGGAGCAAAGAAGCUCUGGAGGGCCACACCUGAACGCGCCCUUUUGUUGGACCUCCCCUUUCUGGAGAAUAAGCAGCGAUGGCGUCCCAGUCGUUUGUCGCCGCCUUGGGACAUCCAAUUGAAGAUGCUGGCGAAGAAACUUUCCUCCUGUUCAGCCGAGACAUCCCGAGCAACAACCUGGGCUUUGUUGACCCCAAGGCCGAUUCUUUAGAGAUUGAAAUCGCUGGCCAUGACUACAUUCUGCGGCAAUCCCCAGGCCUUCUCCACUCCAAUAGACAGGAAGGAACCACAGGGGCGGUGAUCUGGAAGAUUACUCCACUCCUGGCGGCAUGGUUGACGUCUUUGCCUUCAAUACUGAGUGGCGCUCUAUAUGACACUGCGGUGGUGGUCGAGCUUGGUUGUGGCGUUACCGGCUUGCUAGGCUUGGUCCUGUCGAGGUUUGUGCAGUGCUAUGUCCUCACGGAUCAAGCCUACGUGGUGAAAUACCUGAGGGAGAACAUAGCCGCCAACGCGACAUCUCCGAAAGGGAAGAAGAGCUACAAGAAGAAAUCCAACGACAAAGGGGUGGCUCAGGAAGAACGCCUCAAGGUCUUACCCCUCGAUUGGGAGGCGGACAGCGUUGAAAAUCUCAAGUCAGCCAUCCCCGCUGGCGCUCUGAUCGACCUGCUUGUGCUCUGCGACUGUGUUUAUAAUGAGUAUCUCAUCUCUCCGUUGGUGCAGACUUGUGUGGAUGCGUGCCGUCUGGGAUCAACGGCAACAAAGCCGACUGUCGUUUUGGUGGCUCAACAACUUCGCUCUGACACAGUCUGCGAAUUGUUUUUGGACGCCUUAAUGAAGGAAUUCAACGUAUGGCGUGUCCCGGACCAAGAGCUUUCAUCCCAGCUACGGUCUGGCUCCGGCUAUGUGGUCCAUCUAGCCACCCUGAAGGAUGAGGUCAGGAAGGUAGAAUAGAACAAGAUUGAAUCCUGCCGUGCUGAACCCUACAAAUUCUCCGACAUGUGCACCAUAGACCU